AUGGAUUCAGGAAAAUCCUUAUUCGAUUCCAUCCCUGUAUCUAUUCGCACAGGCAAAUCCACUUCUCUUCACGUCUUCCCUCUGGAGAUUUGGGAUAUUGUCAUCGAGCAGCUAAAACAUGAAGAGUCUGCCCAGCACCUCAGCCGACUUGCGCAAACAUGUCAUAUGCUUUAUCAGAGAACUUUACCUCUUCUCUACCGUCUAGUACGCCUUGCCAACUCGGAAAGCGGGGCUCGUCUUGCUGUUGCGAUAGAACAACGCCCAGAGUUGGCAGAACUCAUCCAUGAAAUUCGACACAAGGCAGACAGUGGCUCGGAAUUCCUCUCUGGACGUCAUCUAAAAUUUUACAAUAUGGCCGCUGGGUUUGGACCUCCAGGACAGUCACAAUUCAGUCCUCCGGACACCGGAACGGUUCUUUUGGAGCCCGAUCGUGACGACGAAACCCUAUUCGGGAAUGUACUUCGUCAAAAUCCGCCUGGACUGCUCGCACUGCGUGUCUGUCACAUGGGGAGCGACCUGAGCCAUGAUCUACACGUUGACAACAUGGACUGUGUUUGCACACCGCGAUUCAACGAGGCCAUUUUCCGUCCUCCAGAUCUACGGGUGCUCUGUAUCACUGGAGCUAAAUACCACCUGAGUGACUUUGCCUAUUACCCUUGGCUACCCACCGACACGCCGCUUGAAGAGUUGACUCUUUUGAACUGCAUCAUAGAGGAUACAGAUCUGAUAGACUUGCUCGAAAUCCCGCGAGCCUUGAAGCGGUUUACUUUUAGGGGGAACAAAGUCCUGGAGCUGGAAGACGAAGAACCUAACUAUCUUCGAGCGCUGUUCAAGCAUCGGGAUUCACUGGAGUACAUAGAUUACGAUCUCUACUGCGGCGGUCUUGGUUUCGCACGCUUCUCUCACUUCACCAAACUCAAGCAUCUCACCGUCACGAUCACCUCACUGACAAGCUCAGAUUGCUUGGAGUUGGACCCCGCCUUUGAUGUCCUUCUGCCACCGAGUCUUGAGAGUCUCACAAUACGUUAUGACCAGGUGAAAUACUGGGUGCCUUCAUAUAUCUACGGAUGUGUGCAGAACGGCCGGCUCCCGAACCUGCGUGUCUUCACCUGCGAGGUAGCGAAUGUUAUUGAUCGGCUAGUUCGGCGCAGCCCGCCUGCCACGCAAGUCUGCCAGGAGAUCAACACCUGGCAAAGCCGGUUCAAGGAGUUCAAUGUAGAGCUGCGCACGGAAAUUGUGUGUAUUUCGUGGUGGGUGACCAAGCUACCCAAAUACGAGGUGUGUGCCUGCGAACGGCUGCCUUUCUUUCACGGCAUGUUCCGCCAUCCCGAAAUCGGAUUCAAAGCGAUUAGGGAACCGAGUGAAGAACCAGUUGACGACAGGGCCUUUGAUGUCUGGGCUGACCCCGACGAUUAUGAUGACGUGGGCGACUACAUUACAUAUUUUGCCUAG
Penicillium bovifimosum is the source of this 1452-nucleotide messenger RNA. RefSeq lists its product as uncharacterized. The record is from RefSeq and is a predicted model, not a curated record. The transcript is spliced from 3 exons. The coding region runs from base 1 to 1452 and encodes 483 amino acids. NCBI's taxonomy places the organism in Eukaryota, Fungi, Ascomycota, Eurotiomycetes, Eurotiales, Aspergillaceae.